AGAAGAGGACGUUGAUUAUACUCAGUAAUAGUAACCACAGACCUGUCAGUUGUAUACAUAUCGUGUAGACAGCAGUUACACGCGCCAUGCACUUUGUGUGUUGAAAGUCUAUGUUUUAAUCAAGGCCCAGUCAUGAUGUUGAAGGAGUACCGAAUUUGUAUGCCACUCACAGUGGAGGAGUAUCGUAUUGGCCAGCUGUACAUGAUAGCCAAGCACAGCCAUGAGCAGAGUCAGCGAGGGGAGGGGGUGGAGGUGAUCAAGAAUGAACCCUGUCAGCACCCAGAUUACGGGGAAGGGCAAUACACAGAGAAACGCAUCUACCUAUCCAGUCGGUUACCAAACUGGAUGCAGGCAUUAAUUCCAAAUGUGUUUUACAUUACUGAAAAAGCCUGGAACUUUUACCCCUUCACAAUCACAGAAUACACGUGUUCUUUCUUGCCACGGUUUUCUAUACACAUUGAAACCAGAUAUGAGAAUAACAAUGGCAGCUCAGAAAAUUCUUUAGGGCUUCCUUCGGAAGACAUAUCACUUCGAGAGGUGGAUUUCAUUGACAUUGCUUAUGAUCCAUUAGUAGAAAAACAUUACAAAGAAGAGGAAGAUUGUACAAAGUUCAAGUCCAAGAAAACAAACAGGGGUCCAUUACAGAAAGGUUGGAGGGAAAACACGCAACCAAUUAUGUGUUCAUAUAAAGCCACGAGGGUGAAGUUUGAGGUGUGGGGACUUCAGAGCAGGGUGGAGGCUUUUUCUCACAAGGCUAUACGAGACAUCUUGCAGGUGGGACAUAGGCAGGCCUUUGCCUGGAUAGAUGAGUGGAUAGACAUGAAAAUAGAAGAUAUCAGGUCAUACGAAGUCGACAUGCACAAGAAAACGAAUCAGAAGGUGACGGCUAGAAGUAACAGUGUUGACUGAGGCAGCUGUCAUGAUUGUGCCCGACUGAGUUGUCUGCCCUUGUUCUCUGCAGUGCUUAAGGCUGUGUGCAGCGUACAUGCUUUGGUUUGACUGGUUUCACAGCUUUCCAUAAUGUGCAUGAUCAGAGCUGAAGAUGUGUUGGAGAAUGUUCAUCACCAGACUAAAGGGUUACACUGGCUUAUGUCUGACCAGUAUUUAUGUUUGGGCCUAACUAACCCUGGGUAAUCGACUUGGUUAUGUGAUGGGUGCUGACUUGUGUGCUCUAAACACAAGUUACGUCCAUUUUACUAUGUGUAACAGUUAAAUUUGCUCAGAAUGAACAGUUCCCAUUUCAUGAAGCUAAUCUGUUGUCCUGAACUACAAACAGAAGUGCUACAACAUGCGUUUAGUACAAUCAAUGGUCUGUAAUUUGUUUUUUUCUGCGAUCUCUUUAUCAUAACAAUUUAUCUGUUGGUAAUAUAUAUUACAUACCUGUAUUUUAUGUAUUAAAUUUUUUGGUUGUUUGUUUUGUUCCUUCCCAUUGGAGCAAGGUUUUCAUAUAGUUCCUGAAUGAACUUGUUGCACAGAACAGAUAUUUUUACAAUAUUUCAGGAAUGUUUCACAUGUUUUGAAAAAUAAAAUCUCAAGUAUAUGUUUCAGUAUAAGGUUGUGUUGAUCACAGAGCAGGGAUAUAAAUGGCUGUACAAAUUCAGUUACUUCAGUAACAAUUACAAUAAAUGACCUAAAAUUUUGUCCAAUUUGCUCAUUUUUCCUGAUUGUAAGAGUUAUAUUGAUUAUAGACAGGUGUUGUAAGGUUUGUUUGGAUGGUAAGUUGAUACCCUACAGUGAGAAUUAAAAAUUUCAGCACCAAAAAUAAUAUGUUAUUGCCUCGACAAGGGCACUUUUUUGAGCAGAAUUUGAGGUCAUUUAGGGUGUGUGUUGAUGUGAUACAUGUUAUAAAUGUACAAAAAAACUAAGUUAAUUAAAUCAUUGUUGAAAUUUGUAGAUAAGAAUAUUUUGUCUCACAGUUACAUAUUACGUGUAUGUAAUCGAUUUUGGGUUUCAAUUUUGUAUGUAAAGUCCCAAAAUUUGAUGUAAGAUUUCAGAUUUGUUCAAAUUUAUUUUUUUGGACUUAAGUGGGUGCUUUUACACAAGAUGAAAGAUUAUGCUUCUAAUUGAGUUACAAUUGAAACAUCAAAAAAAUAUAACCUACGGGAGCAAAGAAAAUAUUCGUAUUCUGCUAUUUUUAUUACUGAGGUCAGAAAAUAGAAACUCUGUCAGAAAACUUAGACUGUGAAUACUUUUCAGACAGGAUUCAAUAUGCAGUUUUUUUUUUUGGUAUAUAAUCAGGAUUAAUAUUAAUGUUUAGCAUAGGUAUUAUUAAGAAAAUAUUACAGAAAACAGCCCUUUUGUCAUUUACUAAUACAAAUUCACUUUGGAUCUGAUAUUUUCAUAAUACUGAAGAUGUUUGAUUGGUUUAUUUGAUUGUGGGAUGAUUGCACAGGAUGUAAGUUUGUAAAGGGAGGUAAUCCAUGGUGUUCAUGGUUGGAUGGACCACCAAAAUUGCACAUCUUUUGAUCUACAUGUUGUAUUUGUGUCAUUGUACAAUCAGUAACUGCCUCUGAUUUCUUCAGUUAUGAAUCUUGAUUUUGAACAAGCUAUAAUUACCUCUUGCUUUGAUAUUUCAAUGAUACAUUUUUAACCUUUUGCAUUUAAUAUUUAUAUACACAUUAAGGAGUAAGAUUUUCUCAGUCCUACUCAGCACAAGAAUAUUUCACUUUUACAACAGCUUCAAGUUUAUGGAUAAGGAAACUGAUUAGAACUUAGUGGCAACCCCCAGGUGCUAGGUACCUGACAAAUCCCUUGAUAAUCACAUGUUCUAGCCAAACAAACAGGAGCUAUUGAACACACAACCUUGUCUAGAUCAGGACACCUUAAACAACCUAGCCAAUCCAGACCCAUUGUGUGUACUAGCUAUACAACUAGAACUGAACUCCUGAAGAUGUAUGCCUGGCGUUUGGGUGUCUGCUUGAAGCUACUACAAGGGAACGAAGGUUGAAGAUGGGGAAAUAAUCUGAUGUAGGUCACUGUGUUCUUACUGAUUAGGGGAAAUAUGGGUUUUCUUAAUGGGUACGUGAUCCCUACCUGUUUACACACUGCCCCCCUGGUAAGUGAUCUCUACCUGUUUACACACUGCCCCCCUGGCACUAACUGGUAUUUAAGGUUGAAAUCUCUUUGACAUUUUUUUUUUUUUUUUUUUUUCUACCUUAAGUGACCGCCUCUGCUAUAACAACAUUUAUUGCUUUAUUACUGCUAUGUAUAUGCUUAACCAUGGGGGAAUAAUGGGUGUACCAGUAGUCCUGAUGAGUACAAGGCUAUUUCCCACUCAGGUAUAAAAUGUUACUAUGCCGAGUAAAAGAAACAUAGCAGUAAAAUAGUGGUAGUCGUUCAAUUAUAUGGAAGUUUUAGACUGGGUACUAUCUCCCUUUACAUAAGCUGGUCCAAAAUGAUAUGCCUGCAUCCACAUACAAUUUAGCUGGCAUUGGAUUCAAGUUUUCAUUGUACAGUUUACUAUUAACAAAAAAUUUGUUCAGUGUUUCUGAAUAUCAACUCUUAAAAUCAUACAAUUUAAAUAGAUUCUAUUGUGUAUGAUAGUGUACCGUAACUGCAUAUGGUCCAAUUAUGUGAAUGUAGAUAUAUAUUUUAUGUAUUUAUUCAGAAUACACAAAAUUGUGAUAUAUACUAACAGAUCUUAAUUACACAUAGCUGGGAAUUGUUAGAAUAUUUAUACUCUGUAUACAUAUGUUUUGUGCAAGUUGUCAGAGCAGAUUUUAAAUAGUUACACGCUCAAAACAGAAUGCACAAGUGACCAUUUAUAUCACAUGAAUAUUAAACUCUUGUUCAUACUGAAAUUCCGAUUAUUAUUAUUAUUAUUUUUAUUAUUGUUUUUAUUAUUGUAUAUGUAUAUUGACUCUGUAAUUGUUAGUUGAUUUUUUGAACAAGUAAAGUUUCAGCUGUAGCCUUUUUAUAGACUGGACAGAUAUAGAAAGCUUACUCAAGAUGAAAGGUCAUGGGAUCGUGCAUAUUUUUUUUAGAGCCGAUAUAUAUCAUUCAAGGUUUUCAUCUUAGGUCAGGAGCUAGGUUGUAUGAGCGUGUAUUCUGGAAGUAGUCCUACAUUAUACUGUAUUGCUACUGUUUUAAAAGUUAAGAAAAUUAUACCCCUUUCACCUCAUAAAUGUGCAGUACACCACAAUAAGUAAACCGGCUGUUCAUGACAGCCAGUACCAUACUGCAGGUAUUACAUUAUAAUGCUAGUUUUGAAAUUCAGCGAGAAUUUGGUUUUCUAUUUUACCAUAGAAUUGUUAGAUUUUUUUUGUUCUUUUUACUUAUAGGUAUGAAUGGCAUUAAAACAUUAUGAAUGGGUGGAACAGAAAGGAUACAAAAGUUUUAAAGACAGUGUCUUAUUUAUCGUUGGAGAUAUAGACAUGAAAAUAGGAUUUACUGGGUUUUUUUAUGCUUCACAGAGGAUGAAAUAGAAAACCUAUUUCUGUGGUAAAGGUAGAUUAUUUUGGAUCAUCAUCAUUGCUAUGUACUGUGUGUCAGUUGGUCAGAAGCAGGAAUGCCUAGUGUUUGCUUGAAGAAAGUGUUUACCCUUAAAAAAAUUUAUGUGUAUACCUUUUUCCUUUAUUUGUUCUCAUCAUUAGAUUAAUGGUGAUAUUUUUUAACUGAUAAUAAACUGCAAG
Messenger RNA from Liolophura sinensis, 4631 nucleotides. RefSeq names its product cytoplasmic phosphatidylinositol transfer protein 1-like. Gene Ontology annotation, cellular component: cytoplasm. Gene Ontology annotation, biological process: phospholipid transport. NCBI's taxonomy places the organism in Eukaryota, Metazoa, Mollusca, Polyplacophora, Chitonida, Chitonidae. Bases 133 to 909 code for a protein of 258 amino acids. The record is from RefSeq and is a predicted model, not a curated record. Gene Ontology annotation, molecular function: phosphatidylinositol transfer activity; phosphatidylinositol binding. The transcript is spliced from 10 exons.